Messenger RNA from Procambarus clarkii (red swamp crayfish), 623 nucleotides. The record is from RefSeq and is a predicted model, not a curated record. Lineage: Eukaryota; Metazoa; Arthropoda; Malacostraca; Decapoda; Cambaridae.
AUGAGCGCCCUCGCCCCCAGCAGGAGCGCCCUGACCCCCCAGCAGGAGCGCCCUGGACCCCCAGCAGGAGCGCCCUGGCCCCCAGCAGGAGCGCCCUCGCCCCCAGCAGGAGCGCCCUCGCUCCCCAGCAGGAGCGCCCUGGACCCCCAGCAGGAGCGCCCUGGCCCCCAGCAGGAGCGCCCUCGCCCCCAGCAGGAGCGCCCUCGCCCCCAGCAGGAGCGCCCUGACCCCCCAGCAGGAGCGCCCUGGCCCCCAGCAGGAGCGCCCUGGCCCCCAGCAGGAGCGCCCUCGCCCCCAGCAGGAGCGCCCUCGCCCCCAGCAGGAGCGCCCUCGCCCCCAGCAGGAGCGCCCUCGCCCCCAGCAGGAGCACCCUCGCCCCCAGCAGGAGCGCCCUCGCCCCCAGCAGGAGCGCCCUGGCCCCCAGCAGGGGUGUACCAUGACGUGUCGCUCCCCCGGGAACAACACCUCACUCCGUCAGCGGGAGGUAAUAAUGUUGCCAGGCGCCUCCCCGCCAGUAAUGGUAUUUUCUCCUCCCCGAGCGCAGUCACCGGCUGCUCCGCCCAACAUGCAUUACCUUCACCAAUUUCAUAUUUUUAUCACGGUCUUCCAUCACGGCAGGACAG